AUUCACUUAUAAAUAGUUUAUCUCCCUUCCACUUCAAAUGCAUCUUUCACAUUUACUAUAACAUAAGAGAAAGAAAUGACACACAGAGUUGUUAUGUCUCUCCUUCCUUUUGUCUUGCUCUUGUUGAUUAAUGGACAAGGAAGUUUUGCUAGAUAUAUAAAACUUCAACAAGAGAUUGUAGAAGAAAAAGAAGUUGAUCAGCCUUACCUUGAUGGCUGGCUCAAAAAUCCAUUGAAGAACCAAAAACUCACUUCUAACUCCAACCAAGUUUAUCUUGAUGGAUGGUUGAAAGAUACCAGAUCUGAGGGAGCGAAAUCCACGCCUGAAUCCAACCAAGUUUACCUUGAUGGAUGGUUGAAAGAUACCCGAGCUGAGAAAGAAAAAUCUAAUGCUAACUCCAACCAAGUUUAUCUUGAUGGAUGGUUGAAAGAUAUCAGAGCUGAGAAAGUAAAGUAUGCACCUACAUCUAACCAAGUUUACCUCGAUGGAUGGUUGAAAGAUACCAGAGCAGAGAAGGAAAAAUCCACCUCAGACUCCAACCAAGUUUACCUUGAUGGAUGGUUGAAAGAUACCCGAGAAGAGAAAGCAAAAUCCACAUCUGACUCCUACCAAGUUUACCUUGAUGGAUGGUUGAAAGAUACUCGAGCUGAGAAAGAAAAAUCUACCGCUGACUCCAACCAAGUUUAUCUUGAUGGAUGGUUGAAAGAUAUCAGAGCUGAGAAAGAAAAGACUGCCCAUAACUCUAACCAAGCUUACCUUGAUGGAUGGUUGAAAAAUACCCGAGCAGAGAAAGAAAAAUCUACCUCUGACUCCAAACAAGUUUAUGUUGAUGGAUGGUUAAAAGAUACUCGAGCUGAGAAACCAAAAUCCUUAUCUGACUCCAACCAAGUUUACCUUGAUGGAUGGUUGAAAGAUACCCGAUUUAAGAAAGAAAAAUCAACUGAUGACUCCAACCAAGUUUUUCUUGAUGGUUGGUUGAAAGAUAUCAGAGCUGAGAAAGAAAAGUCCCCCCAUAACUCGAACCAAGUUUACCUUGAUGGUUGGUUGAAAGAUACCCGAGCAGAGAAAGAAAAAUCCACCUCUGACUCCAACCAAGUUUACCUCGAUGGAUGGUUGAAAGAUACUCGAGCAGAGAAAGAAAAAUUCACCUCUAAUUCCAACCAAGUUUACCUUGAUGGAUGGUUGAAAGAUACCCGAUCAAAGAAACGAAAAUCCACAUCUGACUCCAACCAAGUUUACCUUGAUGGAUGGUUGGAAGAUACCCGAGCAGAAAAAUCUACCGCUGACUCCAACGAAGUUUAUCUUGAUGGAUGGCUGAAAGAUAUCAGAGCUGAGAAAGCAAAGUCCGACCAUAACUCUAACCAAGUUUACCUUGAUGGAUGGUUGAAAGAUACCCGAUCAGAGAAAGAAAAAUCCACCUCUGACUCCAACCAAGUUUACCUUGAUGGAUGGUUGAAGGAUAUUCGUGCUGAGAAAAAAAAAUCCACACCAGACUCCAAACUAGUUUAUCUUGAUGGAUGGUUAAAAGAUACCCAAAAGUAAAUUAUAUCUUUGUUUGUCAAUGCCUAUGUCAUUCCUGUGAUUUUCAAUGUUGUCCUAUGUUUUGAAUUUUUAUGUACUGUAAGAUGUUAUUUCUAUGUACUAAGUAAGGUAUCGCUGUGUACUAAAUAAUUUAGUGUUUCUAUGAGCUAGUGUUUGUGUUUUAAAAGAAGCAUAUUGAAUAUUAGUGUCUCUUUAGUAUUUAAAACUUUAGUAGUCCUUUGUAUAACUUCUACGGAAGGUGAAGUUACAUUUUUAAUAA
This is a messenger RNA of Vicia villosa (hairy vetch), 1801 nucleotides long. RefSeq lists its product as uncharacterized. The record is from RefSeq and is a predicted model, not a curated record. Lineage: Eukaryota; Viridiplantae; Streptophyta; Magnoliopsida; Fabales; Fabaceae. The coding region runs from base 76 to 1542 and encodes 488 amino acids. The transcript has 2 exons.